GGGCCUCCCGUGGUGGAGACGAGCCCGCCUCAGGGUAACCAUAGAGUUGGCCUUCCGCGAGCAAGAAGGGACUGACGCACACCAUAGAGAAUAACGCCGAGGUGAUAGAGUGUCCUGGGCACGCCGGCUCCGUCCGUGGCAGGGUUUGGGGUGCCUAGCGCAAUGGCCUCCCGUGCGGGCCCCCGGGCUGAGGGCACUGAUGGGAGUGACUACCAGCAUCGCGAGAGGGUGGCCUCCCAUUACCAGAUGAGUGUGGCCCUGAAGUCCGAGAUAAAGAAGCUGAUCUACGUGCAGGUGGCCAUCUGGCUGCUGCUCCUGGCCCAGAUGUGUGUGGGUCACCUGAAGCUGCUGCCCCAUGACCAGGUGGCCAUGCCUUACCAGUGGGAGUACCCCUAUCUGCUCAGCAUCAUCCCCUCUCUCUUCGGCCUCAUGUCCUUCCGCAACAACAUCAGCUACCUGGUGCUGUCCAUGAUCAGCACAGGCCUGUUCUCGGUGGCACCCCUCAUCUACGGCAGCAUGGAGAUGUUCCCCAUGGCGCAGCAGCUCUACCGCCACGGCAAGGCCUACCGCUUCAUCUUCGGCGUCUCUGCCGUCUCCGCCAUGUACCUGCUGCUGCUGGUGGCGGCACAGGUGCAUGGCUGGCAGCUCUACUACAGCAAGAAGCUCCUGGACUCCUGGUUCGCCAGCACGCAGGAGAAGAAGAGGAAAUGAAGAGGGGCUGGGGGCCACACACCUGUGUGACUUGGAGGGGUGGGGGGUGCCACAUCCCCAGGGGGCUGGAUGGCACCAUGGUGGGGGUCCCCACUUUUGGGCAGCUCUGCUGGUAAACACUGAAAGCUCCCUAUAGAUUGGGCUGCCCUGCCAGGCAGCCAGCCGGAGUGCGCUCAGGGCCCCUCCAACCCUAGCCCUGGCUGCAGUGACUGAACAUGGGCCAGAGCUGGGUAGGGGGGCAGUCCUCAUGCAACCAGGGUCCCCUCACCAGAAGUCCCCAGCAGCACUCGGCUUUGGUGCCUCUGCCCGGUUGGCUGGGAUGAGAGGGGCCCAGGUGUAGCACAAGGGGGGGCAGCCACCAGCCCUUACUGAUAUCCCCAUUUCAUGGAGCAGAAAGGUGCCCUGACCCCAGUGCCUCUGCCCUGAAGUCUGAUGACAUGGCACAGCCCCAGGGCUGCAGACGCUGGUUGGCGUGGCACUGCCCACUACCACAGUGGCUUGUGCUGGGCUGAUGUUUGUGUCUGAGGCCCAGUCUGCACCAGUGCCCUGCCCAGAUUGCCCUGGGGGCAUGCAGGUUUCUCCCUUCCCCCGCAGCCGGGUGCAUUCCGUGCUCCGACAGGGAAUGAACGGCUCCAGGUCACCAGCGAGCCAGUGGUCUCAGGCCAGGUGCCCCUGCCCCAGCGAUGGGAUGAAAUAAAGAGCCGCCUUGCUGAA
This is a messenger RNA of Caretta caretta (loggerhead turtle), 1425 nucleotides long. It is a transcript of the gene JAGN1, whose product is annotated as jagunal vesicle mediated transporter 1. Gene Ontology annotation, biological process: granulocyte colony-stimulating factor signaling pathway; vesicle-mediated transport; endoplasmic reticulum organization. The record is from RefSeq and is a predicted model, not a curated record. Lineage: Eukaryota; Metazoa; Chordata; Testudines; Cheloniidae. Gene Ontology annotation, cellular component: endoplasmic reticulum membrane.